AUGUGUUUGAACUUUGGCCAGCGUGCGACCACAGGUUCUCUUUUUCCAACCACCGAGGUUACCGAGUUGCAACAGCGACAGCUUGCGAUGGUAGGCAGGGAGGGGAGAGAGGGCCAGCAAGUUUCGCCCUUGCCACCCAAUGCCACGGGCACCGACAAGAGCAAGGCUGCUGAGGACGUGACGUCGACCCCAGUUCCGCCACAGCAGGAUGCGCAUACAGACGGCAACGAGCGCGCCGUGCCUACGCCUCCUUCAGCAGAGAAGGGCAGCUGGUGGAGUGCUACGCUGAGGUAUCUGGCUCCAUCAAGAGCUACGACAUUUCCAGGGACACCUGGCGACCAUUCACCGACGCCUGACGACCAUUCACCGACGCCUGACGACCAUUCACCGACGCCUGACGACCAUUCACAGACUCGCAAUGACCAAAUAGCUCGAGAUGGGUACGAAGGCAAACAAUCUAAAGGUACCUCGAUGCCUUCGUCAACCAGCCGCCCUAGCCUGGAGUCCCAACUUAGCUCGACACAAUUGCAACUCCUAGAGCUGCAAGCGCAGGUCAAAAAAUUGCAGGCCACACUGCGAAAGGCAUCGGACACGCCUUUUACAGAAGAUUGUAAAUCCCCUAUGAUUGCAUCGGCAUCUCGGGAGAGCCCGGUGGUCGAGAAGCACACCCAGCCUGUGCCCACUCCCCAGUUAUCCCGUCUCAAAGCCGCAUGGACAGCCUAUCACUCUCACGGGCACAAUGUGGUGAAAAAAUCACAUGAAAUCCGUAUACUAUCUUCCCCUGUGAGGAAGCCGUCCUGGGGAAAAGAGCACGCCCUUUCUCCGCCCCUUGCUCUAGCGAUGUUGUGGCGAAGAUACCAGAGUGUUGACAGGGAGAUUUGGAAAACAGCUCCGGAUAUAUUGUUCGCUCGAUCGACCGGCCACGAACCCUCUAUUGUUCGUCCUCGUAAGGGUGUCGAGCAGGGCACCUCUCAGGUCGCGAAGCGAGAGCAUGCCAGUGAUAAAGAGAAAAGCAAGCAGAUGAUCGACACUGUUGCACCAACGAGAGCACCCAGUCGAGCCGAACGGUCCGGUAUUGAUCACGACGCAACUAUAUCCAGUCCACUAAACAACGAGAUGAAAGAACACUCGUUGUUCGAGGAGCUUUUUCCCGAGGCCACUAGCCCUCCGCCAUCUACCACAGUCGUUGAGAAGAAACAGGAUCCGUACCCGAAGCUUGAACUUCCGGAUGCUCAUCAACGUAUACCCCUCAACGUUCCAAGAAGGCAGCUUUCGGGUGAACGAAGGAACGGAAGUUCAAAGCAGAGGGCAAGAUUUGUAGAAUCCUUCCUGCAAAAUAAGAAGGUGGAGAACAUCACUGUCCUUCAACUUGCAUAUUGUAGUACGGAGCUUACGGAAUCUGAUUUUCUGCGCCUGAUCCCGAAGGGUAAACACAUCGAAGGCUGGCGGCGGGAAGGAGAGUUCUUCAAGGUCAUACCCGGUCGUGACCCCUUGAGCUUGGAGCGCAUGCCUUUCUACUACCUGCUCUUCAACAAUCCCGAGGCUUCCCUUGCAUACCAGAAUAACGUCGCACGAUUGCAUAAACUCAGCGCACUCCAUCAGCCUAGCAGCAUUCUCUCUGCCAUUCCAGCACCAAAAGGCUUCCUCGAAGAUGGUGAGGACAUCAGCAAGGCUACAUCAUCCUACAACUUGGCGCCUUCACAACAUCAGCUCCACCUCUCUACAAUCAUGCAGCCCUAUAAUCCAGCACUCCGUGCACUCAUCGAAAGAGGUGGAUACCACCCUAUCGUCCCAAAUGUUGAUGAAUAUGGCCAACACAUUUGGAAGGUACUCAUGCACAUUGAGGGUUAUGAGCCUACGCCGUUAGACCUCUUUAGGAGCUUCACAGAUGAUGCCUGGAGACACGGCAUGCAACUCCCUCUCCGCACUGAGUCAGUGGGCUCAAUACACCGGGUGCGCGACAUCAUCAAUUUGAAGACUACCAACAAACCCAUCUCAUCUGUCCAGCCUCGUGCAUAUGGCACCACCGAUCAUACAAAGUUUGCUGAGCGGACCAUGUUUGAGGAUCCGGCAAUCCAGUUCGGGCUGGCGGGCAUUGAAGAGCAAAAUGGGACCAAAGAGCUGAAUCAGUAUGUUAUGAAUAGAGUGUACAAUCGCUGGGUGAUUGACUUCAAUGAUGAGAAUGCCGCUAGGCGGUUUGCAAUUAAUUGGCAUAGGAAGGUGUUGCCUCCUGUGUCGAGCUCAAAGGGUGCGUGGGAGGAAACAGAGGAGCUGAGGAUGUGUAAUACAGAGGUCUUAUGGUAG
This is a messenger RNA of Plenodomus lingam JN3, 2304 nucleotides long. The record is from RefSeq and is a predicted model, not a curated record. Lineage: Eukaryota; Fungi; Ascomycota; Dothideomycetes; Pleosporales; Leptosphaeriaceae.